Molecule: messenger RNA, 1267 nt
Organism: Tauraco erythrolophus (red-crested turaco)
Lineage: Eukaryota; Metazoa; Chordata; Aves; Musophagiformes; Musophagidae
Source: RefSeq, a predicted model, not a curated record
ACUAUAAGUUGAGAGCUGCAUCCCCUUGGGACGCUCGCAGAUCCCAGCCUGCCUGUCCCCUUCAGCAAGGAGCUCGGCGCUUCUCUCCACUCCUCCUAGAAACUCGCUGCCAACAUGUCUGAUACCGAGGAAGUGGAGCAAGGAGAGGAGGAAUACGAAGAAGAAGCUCAGGAAGAAGAAGAGGUUCAAGAAGAAGAAGCUCAGGAGGAAGAAGUCCAUGAACCAGCUCCCCCUCCAGUUCAUGAGCCAGAGGAGAAGCCUAGAAUAAAACUAACUGCUCCUAAAAUACCGGAGGGUGAGAAAGUAGAUUUUGAUGACAUCCAAAAGAAAAGGCAGAACAAAGACCUGAUUGAACUGCAGGCCUUGAUUGACAGCCACUUUGAAGCCAGGAGAAAGGAAGAGGAAGAGCUGGUUGCCCUCAAGGAGAGAAUUGAGAAGCGCAGAGCUGAAAGAGCAGAGCAACAGAGAAUCCGGGCUGAGAAGGAGAAGGAGCGUCAGGCAAGGCUUGCGGAAGAAAAGGCACGGAGAGAGGAAGAAGAUGCCAAGAGAAAAGCUGAGGAUGAUCUCAAGAAGAAGAAGGCUCUGUCCUCCAUGGGUGCCACAUACAGCAGCUAUCUGGCUAAGGCUGAUCAGAAGAGAGGAAAGAAGCAAACAGCGAGAGAGACAAAGAAGAAGGUCCUGGCAGAGAGGCGCAAGCCCUUGAACAUUGACCACCUUAAUGAAGACAAGCUGAGGGACAAGGCUAAGGAACUGUGGGACUGGUUAUACCAGCUGGAGACUGAAAAGUAUGACUUUACAGAGCAGAUCAAGAGGAAAAAAUACGAGAUUUUAACAAUGCGUUGCAGGCUGCAGGAGCUUUCCAAGUUCAGCAAGAAGGCAGGAGCCAAGGGCAAGGUUGGCGGGCGCUGGAAGUAAAGAACCAGGCAGGAUGGCCCUUAAUGGCGUGCUGAAACCCUGCUGGUCUCCUCUUUCCUCCUUCACCAAUCACUUGUGCUCCCACACCUCAAUGAUAACAAAAAUCGCAACAUCAGCCUGGGUUGGCUACUGCUGCUGCUUUUCUUCUUUCUUUUCCUGGAGGGGUCUGGUGGCUUCCUCGGUCAAAAGGAAGCAGGUUCCCUGUGAAACCGAGAUGACUCCUUGCUGGCAUCUUCAACUCCUGCUGAGCAUGUCCUUUAUCCUCCUGAUACCAGCCCUAUGCUGUCCUGUAGAUUGCUGCAUACAAAUCUCUGGAUUUUGUAAAUAAAGCGCGACCAGUACCUACUCCAAU